CACAGGCUUACAUGAAUGGUUCUAUGACUCUAACAUUGUCGUUCCGAAGCUUCGAUGGUCAGCGGGGCCAUGACAAUCUAUAACAAUCUAGCCGAAUUACAACACCAUCUUGAAACUUGCGCAAUCCUCUUGUCACACUAUCCCCAGUGAAUCCUAUAUAUACCUGUCCCCGCGCCUAGCUUACCAACCGCUUGCCUCUGCUCUUCAUCUACCAUAUCGGAACCCCAGAACCCGAACUCGAAACCUCGAUCUUUGCCCCAGCCUACCUCCACCACGCACCUUUCAUAACCUACAACCUACCUACACAAUGACCCACACAUACAAGUUCAACGUUGCCAUGAGCUGCGGCGGUUGCUCCGGCGCCGUGGAGCGCGUGCUCAAGAAGCUCGAAGGUGUCGAAUCGUACAACGUCUCGCUCGAGACGCAGACGGCCGAAGUUGUCGCAAUCGACUCGCUCCCCUACGAGACCGUGCUCGAGAAGAUUAAGAAGACAGGAAAGGCCGUCAAGUCUGGAGAGGCUGAUGGCGAGGCGAGGGAUAUCUAAGGCAAUGGACACAAGAACGCAGCGAUCACUUUCUGGUAUAUUGUUUCUUUGGCAGCGAGCGAUGGAUAACACGGCAAUGUUGCGGUUGAGCUCUAUGCUUUCGCCACGGCACCCGGCACUUGGCCG
Messenger RNA from Cucurbitaria berberidis CBS 394.84, 670 nucleotides. RefSeq lists its product as uncharacterized. Gene Ontology annotation, molecular function: copper chaperone activity; metal ion binding. Gene Ontology annotation, cellular component: cytosol. NCBI's taxonomy places the organism in Eukaryota, Fungi, Ascomycota, Dothideomycetes, Pleosporales, Cucurbitariaceae. Bases 308 to 544 code for a protein of 78 amino acids. Gene Ontology annotation, biological process: copper ion transport. The transcript is spliced from 2 exons. The record is from RefSeq and is a predicted model, not a curated record.